AUGUAAUUCAUUAUUAUACCAACUAGACUAUAGGAGGGUUAUCGUUUCCCUUAUUCCUCAUGCUAUGAUCGAGCAUAUGCGCCAUCAGGUCUUCCCCGCCUUUCGCACCAACUGAACCCGAUCUUAAAACCAGCGAGCAGCCGCAGACAGAUCAUCAGUUUAUGCGAAGGGACAGGACUGACACACACUCGAGCUCUGCAGGAACAGCGUCUGUGCGCAGGGAAACUGAGCUCAUCUAACAGUCUUGGCGAAGUUAAUCAGUUCUUUAUUUGCCUCUGAAGCUUCUCUCCUCUUGACCAUUGAGAUUAGGAUGAAAAGGUGAAAGUUGCAUUUUGUAAAUCAGUGGCUCUAACCUGCGCUAAUCUGGACCACUGACCUAAACGGACACGCGGUUGGAAGUCUGAAAGCACAACCCAGGAAACGGACUUCAGCUGGAAGGAUGAAUGUAGUUUGGAUAUUUUUCAUAUUCAUUGAGGAGGGAUUUGCUUUGACACAAAAGACUAAAGCAGGAUCAAAAGGAGUUAAACCUUCUCAUCACUGUGGAAGCUGGGUACGAAACGCAGAUGGCGGCACCUUCAGCUCCCCGAACUACCCAAACAUGUACCCUCGCAGCCAGGAGUGCCUGUAUGUACUGGAAGCGCUUCCCCGCCAGAGAAUAGAGCUGUUGUUUGAUACCACCUUCUACAUCGAGGCAUCAUUUGAGUGUCGUUUCGACCACAUCGAGGUGCGAGAUGGACCUUUCAGUGUCUCGCCACUCAUCAAUCGUUUCUGUGGCUCGGUUAGUCCUGGACUCGUCCUCUCCAGUGGACGCUUCAUGUGGAUCCGCUUCUUCAGUGAUGAAGAGCUAGAGGGGAUUGGCUUCAAGGUCCAGUACAGCUUUAUUGCAGACCCUGAAUUUCAUCUGCAUGUGGGAGGACUUUUAAACCCCAUCCCAGACUGUCAGUUUGAGCUGUCUGGGGCUGACGGCCUGAUUCGCUCUAGUCAGGUGGAGGAAGAGUACAAACUGAGGUCAGACCAAGCAGUGGACUGCAUCUGGACUAUACGAGCCCCAGCAGACAGCAGGAUCUAUCUGCGGUUCUUGGAAUACCAGAUGGAAAACUCAAAUGAAUGUAAGAAGAACUUUGUGGCUGUUUAUGAUGGCAGUAGUGCCAUUGAGAACCUAAAGGCUAAGUUUUGUAGUACAGUAGCUAAUGACCUCCUGCUAGACACUGGUGUCGGAGUGGUGAGGAUGUGGGCCGAUGAGACAAGCCGUCUCAGCCGUUUUCGGAUGCUGUUCACUUCUUUUUCUGAUCCACCCUGUAUAGGCAGUGCCUUCUAUUGCCACAGUAACAUGUGCAUCAACACUUCUCUGGUGUGCAACGGUAUACAAAACUGUGUUUUUCCUUGGGAUGAAAGCGACUGCAAAGAGACUAUGAGCAAGGCUGUUUUUCACACAAUUACAAAGACGCAAGGUACAGUAAUCUGUGCGUCUACAGGAGUCGUGCUGCUGCUCCUUAUUGUCUCCAUCCUGGUGCAAGUCAAACAGCCAAGAAAAAAGGUUUUGAUACGUAAGAAUAACUUGUUUCACCGAGACAACUCCCAGGAGGUGCCUGACCCUCCGCACUAUGAGCUCUUUACUCUCCGAGAUAAGGAGAUAUCUGGGGACCUUGGGGCAUUAUCAGAUGAACUGCAGUCCCUGCAGGCACUCAGGAGAUCCUCAUCAGGCUCACGCUGCAUUCAUGAACACCACUGUGGCUCUCAGGCCUCUAUCAAAGCCGUUCAGGCUGCACAUGACCUCGGCAGGAGAUCCAUUGAGCUUCUCCCUUUAAGAGGAGACUUCAAGAGCACCUUAACCCCCUUCAGGGAAUUGAACAGCAGUGUGCGUAAGAAGAGCUGGCCUAGUGUGAAGCCAGGCCGAAUGCAGAGCCAUCACAGUAUGGGGGGCAGAGCACUGGGGCGGCAGGAUAGAGUAAUGGAGGAAGAAGAAGAGGCCCAGGAGGAGGAUGGAAAGCAUGACGUGUAUGUGUGCAGAGCAGGAAGCCAAAGAGGGAACUAUGAAAUGGCCCAGCAAAGGUCCUUGUCCAUGGACUUCUGAAAAGAAGGCAUGGUAAAUGAUACAGCAACAAGUUUUCAAUCAAUGCCACAAUUUGGGGGCAGAACUCACCUUUACAGGACAGAGGAAUAAGAACGCCAUGUCUCACUCAAGACAUGUCUCACCUAAAUAAAAAUGAUAAAGAAGAGGACCAGCAGUGCUACAAGAACUUUUAGAAAUUAAAAUACUGCUUUGACACUGAAACAACUGACAGGAAACUCUUAUUGCAUCAGUGUGAAAAUCAGUUUUAAGAUCAGAGGCAAAAUUACCAUCAACAAUUGAGCAGUCACUCUUCUUCCCCGGAGGGAAGUGUGUGUUUAUUAGAAACCUUCUAAAGGGUGUGUCACACCAGCAUGUUGCUUGAAAUACCCCAUGUAAAACUGGCUGCCAAGUAUGGUGGUUUAUAAUUCAGUUAUGUAAUCACCAAAAUUUGGUUUAAUUUUCUUUCUGACAGUAGACACAGGUUGAAUAUUUGAUUAAUAUGUAUUGACUUUUCUCAUAAGAGGACCCAGCCCACACUGGAUUAUAGGUAAUUGUUUAUUAUCCAGGAUACUAUUCAGAAGUUAAACAUUUGGGAAGAGAUUAGAUUGCGGUGUGCUUUUGUAGGCUUUUGUCAUUAUAAUAUAGGACUCCAAAUUAUCAUGUACACUUUUGUUAGAUGGUUUUGACAAACUCUUUUUAACACAUUGUGUCCCAGUGAUGUUGACAAUAAAGAUCAGAAAAUGGGUAAAAUUGCGAUUAUUAUUUUUUUUCUCCCAGUUUAGUCAGCUAUCCGUAAGGUUUAUUCAUCAUGUUCAGAAGGUUCACUGAACAACCAA
Messenger RNA from Monopterus albus (swamp eel), 2889 nucleotides. It is a transcript of the gene neto2b, whose product is annotated as neuropilin (NRP) and tolloid (TLL)-like 2b. The coding region runs from base 440 to 2074 and encodes 544 amino acids. Gene Ontology annotation, cellular component: postsynaptic density. The record is from RefSeq and is a predicted model, not a curated record. The transcript has 12 exons. Gene Ontology annotation, molecular function: ionotropic glutamate receptor binding. NCBI's taxonomy places the organism in Eukaryota, Metazoa, Chordata, Actinopteri, Synbranchiformes, Synbranchidae.